Ochotona curzoniae (black-lipped pika) is the source of this 4512-nucleotide messenger RNA. RefSeq names its product caldesmon 1 (gene CALD1). Bases 497 to 2827 code for a protein of 776 amino acids. Gene Ontology annotation, biological process: actin filament bundle assembly; muscle contraction; angiogenesis. Gene Ontology annotation, molecular function: myosin binding; actin binding; calmodulin binding. The transcript is spliced from 15 exons. Lineage: Eukaryota; Metazoa; Chordata; Mammalia; Lagomorpha; Ochotonidae. Gene Ontology annotation, cellular component: actin cytoskeleton. The record is from RefSeq and is a predicted model, not a curated record.
CUCUUGGUUUUUCUGAUGAGCGAUUUCCUGAGCAUGCCUAGGGAAUGACAGGCACCUCCACAGGCAGACUGCAUCACCUUGACCCAGUGUCGUCAUUGGCUGCCUAUUAGAACAGCAACAGGACAAUGCAUACCACUGACUGCCGACUGUAAACAGAGGGGAUAUGCGUUCACUUAGCAUGGACUUCUGGGAGGGGCUAAAGAAGGGCGGUCUGCAGUUUUAUUGAAUAGAGCAGUGUGCAUUAGGCUGCCUGCCUGCCUGCCUGCCUGCCUGCCUGCAGGCUCCCUUGCUGUACUCCGGCUUAAACAAAAUCAACCCUACCUUUCCAGCGUAGGUCCAAGGAAGAAGUUUCAGCCUGCAAGAUAUCAUUAAGCAUUUCAAGAUCAUCAAAUCGAAUUCCAUAAGGAUCGGAGAUUGGCCAGCAGUCUCAGAAGUGGACAUCUGAUUGCUUCACUACCCAGACGGGAUCUGGUCAUCCUCAUCCUGAAACCUCACCAUGGACGAUUUUGAACGUCGCAGAGAACUUAGGAGGCAAAAGAGAGAGGAGAUGCGGCUGGAAGCAGAAAGGAUUGCCUACCAGAGGAAUGAUGAUGACGAAGAGGAGGCAGCCCGCGAACGGCGCCGCAGAGCCCGCCAGGAAAGGCUGCGGCAGAAGCAAGAGGAAGAGUCUUUGGGACAGGUGGAAGUGAACGCCCAGAACAGCGUGUCCAACGAGGAGGGCAAGUCGAUCACCACAAACACUCAGGUGGAAGGUGAUGAGGAGGCUGCUUUACUAGAGCGCCUGGCUCGGCGAGAGGAAAGACGCCAGAAGCGACUUCAGGAAGCCCUGGAGAAACAGAAAGAUACUGACUCAACAGUAAGAGAUGCCAGUUCUUCCCUCUCAAGCAGAAGGAUGCAAAAUGAUACAGCAGAAGAUGAAGCUGCCGGGAAGGAAGAAAAAAGCCAAGAAAGACACGAGACAGAGGAAACAGAGAUGGUCACCAAAUCCUAUCAGAAGAAUGAUUGGAGGGAUGCCGAAGACAGAAAGAAAGAAGAGAAAGAAAGGGAAGACGAGGAGAAGUCCAAGCAAGGAAGCACUGGAGAAAAUCAGGUAGAGCCGGUGGCAGGAGACAAAACAUCAGAAACCCACGAGGAAAUGGUCGUAACACCAGGGAGAAAUGGGGAAGUUGGUGCAGAAGAGGCUAAAGCAGAGGAGGAGAGGGGCCGGGGUCCAGAUGCAAUUGCUCCUGAUGAGAAGGUGGAACGGGAGGAGAGAGAAAGAGCUGAGGCAGAGAGGGUAAGGUUGGAGGAAGAGGAAAGACUUAAAGCUGAGCAGGAAAGGAAGAAAGCAGAAGAGCAAGCGAGAAUUGAAGCAGAGGAAGAAGCAGCUGCACAAGAAAAGGAAAGGAGGGAGGCGGAAGAGAGGGAGAGGAAGGAGGCGGAGGAGAGGGAGAGGAAGGAGGCGGAAGAGAGGGAGAGGAGGGAGGCGGAGGAGAGGGAGAGGAAGGAGGCGGAGGAGAGGGAGAGGGAGAGGAAGGAGGCGGAGGAGAGGGAGAGGAGGGAGGCGGAAGAGAAGAGAGCAGCAGAGGAACAGCAAAGAGCCUUGGCAGAGCAGGAGAAAGCUAAGCUAGAAGAGCCAAAACUUAAACAGCAGCUGGAAGAGAAAAAAGAUGAAGCGCAAGAGAAAAAGUUAAAGAGGGGGGCAGUAGAAGAGAAAGCAGAAGGGAAAUUGGUGAAUGGAAAGGUGCGAGAAGACAAACCUCAGACAGCUGCCCUCAGGAAGCAGGAAGAAGAAAAGAAAGAAAAAGUACAAGCUCAAAAAGAAAAGUCCCAAGAUGGCCAGCCUACCUUCAAGAAGGACGAGGUCAAAGAUGAAAAGACGAAGAAGGACAAAGAGCCUAAAGAAGAAGCCAAGAGCCUCGUGGAUAAAAAGAAGGGCUUUGCAGAGGUGAAAUCGCAGAAUGGAGAAUUCGGGACUCACAAACUUAAACAUGCUGAGAACACAUUUAGCCCGGGCCGCUCGGGAGGCAAGGCCAGUGGGGACGCCCAGGAGGCGGAAGCCGGCAAGCGCCUAGAGGAGCUGCGCCGUCGACGCGGGGAGACCGAGAGCGAGGAGUUCGAGAAGCUCAAACAGAAGCAGCAGGAGGCAGCCCAGGAACUGGAGGAGCUGAAGAAGAAGAGAGAGGAGCGAAGGAAAGUCCUGGAGGAGGAAGAGCAGCGAAAGAAGCAGGAAGAGGCGGAGCGAAAAGUCAGGGAAGAGGAAGAGAAAAGGAGGCUAAAGGAAGAGAUAGAAAGGCGAAGGGCAGAAGCUGCUGAGAAACGCCAGAAGAUGCCGGAAGAUGGCUUGGCCGAUGAUAAGAAGCCAUUCAAGUGUUUCACCCCGAAAGGGUCAUCUCUCAAGAUUGAAGAGCGAGCAGAAUUUUUGAAUAAGUCUGUGCAGAAAAGCAGUGGUGUCAAGUCAACUCAUCAAGCGGCAGUAGUGUCCAAGAUUGACAGCAGAUUGGAGCAGUAUACCAGUGCGAUUGAGGGAACAAAAACUGCAAAAUCUACAAAACCAGCAGCCUCGGAUCUCCCUGUGCCUGCUGAAGGUGUACGCAAUAUCAAGAGCAUGUGGGAGAAAGGCAAUGUGUUCUCGGCCCCUGCCGCAUCAGGCACGCCCAAUAAGGAAACCGCUGGCCUGAAGGUGGGAGUUUCCAGCCGCAUCAACGAAUGGCUAACCAAAACCCCAGACGGCAACAAGUCUCCUGCUCCCAAGCCUUCUGACCUGAGGCCAGGCGAUGUAUCUGGCAAGCGGAACCUCUGGGAAAAGCAAUCUGUGGACAAGGUCACUUCCCCUACUAAGGUUUGAGACAACUCAAGAAAGAACUCACACUCAAGACCCUGGACCAGCUCAAUUGCAGAGGGCUAAUUUGCUCUGUUUUCUAUUUAUGUUAAUUUACUAAAUUGGGUUCCUUUUCUUUUGUUUUAUGUUACAAUAUCCCAGUAGAGCCAUGUAUAUUGUCAUUAUAUUUAAUAAUCACAGUCUAGAGAUGUUCAUGGUAAAGUACUGCCUUUGCACAGGAGCCUGUUUCCAAAGAAACCCAUGCUGUGAAAUAGACUUUGCUACUGAGCAUCAGAAUCCUCUCUGAACAGUGACACCAGCCACAUUGAUCAUCAAUACAAGGAGAUUCAAGUUUAAAAUUGCCCGGCGAAUGUGUGCAGCACCUAGAAAAACCAACCAUAGUUUCUUUGAAAUUCAGAAGUCAUGUUGUUUCUGCACUUUAGAAUAAAGCAUGGAAGAAAUUAUCUUAGUAGGCAAUUGUAACUCUCUCUGAAAGUAACCCAUUUCCGAUUUUAUAUAUGGCAAUAAUGAUUGUCUUGAAAAGAAAGAUGUACUGUUGAAGUAUUUACUUUGUUUCAUGCGGAUGCAUACCUAAAUUGGAUUAAUAUGGUAGCUUACAGUGGUACUGAUUUUUUUUAGAUUGGUUGCUUUGUGGAUUUCUUUGGUAGUUUUAGUAGCCUGAACCACAGUCUCACUCAAUGAUGUGCAUAAGUACAUAAACAUAUACAAACACGCUAACGAUAGAGUGCUUUUUUAAUGUAGUAGAUGGCUGUAUUAAGUAGUAUGUCCUUGUAACUAGUUAAUAUCACAGCUCUUUAACAAAAAUUAAAUCACAAUAUUAUAUUAAUGUUUUAUAUUUGCCAAUAAAAACAUGGCAGGUGGGUAUGUUUUCAAUGUCCAAUGACCUGUAUAUUGAAAAAAGAGAGAGAGUAGAAGUGUCAAAACAAGUGGAAAUCUUCUAUAAGACAUAGUAUUUAGUUUAUAAUGAAAAGCAAUCUUGAAGUCCAGUGUAAAUUUUAUUAAAUCUACUAUCUGGACCAGACUCACAAUCUGCUUUUUCAUAGCAAAGUUUGUAAGAGGUUGGCAGAAAUGAUAUCUAAGGUCCUUACCUUCUCAACGUCGAGGGCAAGCACUUGAGUAUCAGUGUUACACAGCUUGCUGAAGUCUGGAAAUAAAAGAGAUAAAAUGAGCACAAUCCAGUAUUUGGAAGCAUAAUAAUGCUUCCAUUUAUAUAUAUAUACUCUGAAAUUUUUUAAUUCAUCUUUUUUUUUAAACCUUUAUUAGUCAUUGGUACUUGUCAUAGGUUGAUAAUUUGUCAAUCCCAUAAAAUAUAUUUAAGUUUUCCUAGUUAUAUAUUAGUUUACUAGUGAGUCUUUAUUGACUUACUGCUUUUACAAAACACAGAAUUCAGAUAUUAGGUCUUAUUUUAGGUUAGAAGUUGUUAUUCUUCAAUAUAGAUGUUGAAAAAUUGCACCAAUGUUUUGGCAAAAUAUCCUCUCUGGACCUAUCUCUGUGUUAUAGUUAUAUAAAUUCAUACCUCAGCUGAGUUAACCAGAAUGGUUUUUACCCUAAUUCCUAGCACACCAAGAGUUUCCCAAGGAAACUGUUGAUAUUCUUAUCAACAGGAUUCUCCCAGGAGAACUCAUCAAGGUAGGCUGGCACGAGGAGGUAUCUCCACCUUUCAAAGUCUCUUUUCUUCAUAUAUCAGUUUU